Colletotrichum navitas is the source of this 781-nucleotide messenger RNA. RefSeq lists its product as uncharacterized. The transcript has a single exon. Lineage: Eukaryota; Fungi; Ascomycota; Sordariomycetes; Glomerellales; Glomerellaceae. The record is from RefSeq and is a predicted model, not a curated record. Bases 184 to 642 code for a protein of 152 amino acids.
UGGCGGAUCUCGAUCAUGGCCGACCCCGGCCGAGUCCGUUGCUGAGAGGCAGGCAGGCAGGCAGACGUCGGGAGGGAUAUCGGAGAUGACCUUGCGUAGAAGUGCCAUGGGGCUGCUGACCACCCAUACGGAAACACGGCCGCUGUGUGCUUAAGUCCGCCGUUAGUAUUCCCUGGCCUGGUUAUGUUUGUUCCAAGGCUACCAGAUGGAGGCUGUGUUUGUGCCGUGCUAGAGUUGCAAAGUCCAAGAGAAUCGGGGUAUCUUGACGUUAAUACACUGAUUAUAGGUUUCCCAGGAUUGGAGUUAAAUCAAGUGCAGAGGCAAGUGUUCCCCAAUCUCACAAUGCGAAUUCCAUGCACCACCGCAAGGAGUCUCUCAUGUGCACAGACCAGACCCUGGAACUCGAACAGCAUCGGCACAGCUCCUCCGGCUCCGGCACCGGCUCCACCUCUUUCGAGGGGCCUGUCAAUGUUGGCCUUGGCCUGCAUUACUGUACACUGCGGCCCCGCAGUUGUCCCUUUCUCUCCCGAAACACCCACAUGGGGAGCCUCCACUGAAGCACAUGGGAACGUUAUCGAUUUCAUCGAGCCCAGAAAGGCCACAAUCCAUCGAUACGUAACGCGGUCCCGGUGGGGGUCAUAGACCUCCUUCCCCCAAUUGACAACUGUGUCCCGUCGCGAAACCCCAAGCAGCCUCAAGCAACCCUUUUUUGUAUUGUGAGAAGCUUCACGUCCCCAACAACAACAAUUGCGUUGCGCACCAGCCAACCCACCUCGCGCGC